Molecule: messenger RNA, 990 nt
Organism: Colletotrichum graminicola M1.001
Lineage: Eukaryota; Fungi; Ascomycota; Sordariomycetes; Glomerellales; Glomerellaceae
Product: short chain dehydrogenase
Exons: 2
Coding region: 1-990 (329 amino acids)
Cellular component (GO): cytoplasm
Molecular function (GO): oxidoreductase activity, acting on the CH-OH group of donors, NAD or NADP as acceptor
Source: RefSeq, a predicted model, not a curated record
AUGACGGCGGAUGUCAAGAAACCCACCGCUUCCUUCAGCGUAUCUGGCAAAACUGCCAUUAUCACCGGUGCUGGCUCUGGCAUCAAUCUCUGCUUCGCGGAGCUUCUACUCGCUCAAGGUUGCAAUGUCCUUAUUGCUGACCUCUCUCUGAGACCUGAAGCAGAGAUUCUUGUGGCGAAAUACCAAGACGCCGAAACCAAGCCUAGAGCUGUAUUUGUCGAAACUGACGUCACCUCAUGGCCGGCGCUCUCCAACAUGUUCAAGGUUGCUGUUUCGGAGUUUGGCGGCUUUGAUGUACUUUGUCCUGGCGCUGGCGUUUACGAGCCACAUUGGUCAAGCUUCUGGCAUCCUCCAGGGUCGUCGGAGAGCAAGGACAGCGUAGAUGGAGGACAUUAUUCGCUGUUUGAUAUCAACAUCACGCACCCUAUUCGCUCAACACAGCUAGCGAUCUCGUACUGGCUGCAUUCGAAAACCGCCGCAAGUACUACUGUGACCUCUGCCAUUAAAGCUUCUCCCAAUAAUCCCAAAAGGGUCGUUCACAUCUCUUCUGUCGCGGGCCAGGUGCCGAACAUAAACGCUCCUUUGUAUGCAGCCUCCAAAUUUGCUGUUACAGGUUUCGUACGGAGUCUAGCACGAUUAGAAGAAACAGAUGGAAUCCGCGUCAACGCCGUCGCACCUGGCGUCGUCCGCACACCAUUAUGGACUGAGAAUCCGGAGAAGCUCGUCAAUUUGGACAUAAAUCAAGACGGCUGGGUCACCCCUCAAGAGGUAGCAGAGGCCAUGUUACGAUGUGUUGAGGAAGAUUCCCUUGUCGGAGGAUCUAUCCUGGAGGUCGGAAAGAAUUGCACGCGCAUAGUUGAGGCGUUCAACGAUCCCGGUCCAGAUAGAGACCCCAAGAAUGGGUUAGUGGCAAGGAACGUUUCCAAAGGGACCGAUAUGGUAUUUGCUUGGCUCAAAGAUGCCACGAAAUGGGCUGCUGGUAGAGACUAG